Acanthosepion pharaonis is the source of this 591-nucleotide messenger RNA. NCBI's taxonomy places the organism in Eukaryota, Metazoa, Mollusca, Cephalopoda, Sepiida, Sepiidae. The record is from the annotation of a GenBank genome assembly.
AUGGAGGUCACUGGGUACACAGUACAAAUUUCUCAUUUUCUUUCUUUUUCUUAUUUUCUUUCUUCUUCUUUACUUCCUUCUUCUUUUUCUUCUUACCCUAUCACGUCUCAAUUUCUUUCAUCUUCUCUUCUUUCUUUUCAUUCUUCAUCUUUCGCUUCUUUCUUUCUUUCUUUCUUUCUUCAUCUUCUUUUCAUUCUUCCUCUUUCAUUCUCUUUUUCUUUCUUCCGCUUUCACGUCUUCUUCUUCUUCUUCUAUACUUGCCUCUUCUUCGUCUUUUCUUUUUCUUUAUCUUAUUCCUCUCCCCCACCUACACUUUUUCCUCUUCUUCUUCUUCUUCUUCUUCUUCUUCUUCUUCUUCUUCUUCUUCUUCUUCUUCUUCUUUUCUCUCUUCUUCUUCUUCUUACUACUACUACUACUACUACUACUAUACUACUACUUUCUCUAUUUUCUUUCUCCUCCUUUUCCUCCUUCUUCUUCUUUGCUCUUUUUACAUCUCCUCUUUCUCCUUCUUCCAAUUUUCUUGUGUCUCUCUCUUCUUCUCCAUUCUCCUCUUCUUUUUCUUCUUCCUCCUCUAUUUCUUUUCAUUUUUAA